Messenger RNA from Pecten maximus, 5228 nucleotides. Its product is annotated as heparan-alpha-glucosaminide N-acetyltransferase-like. Lineage: Eukaryota; Metazoa; Mollusca; Bivalvia; Pectinida; Pectinidae. The transcript is spliced from 18 exons. The coding region runs from base 443 to 1984 and encodes 513 amino acids. The record is from RefSeq and is a predicted model, not a curated record.
GUCUUGUGACAAAAUGGCGGCGCCCUGUGUGAGAGUUGCUGUGUUGUUGCUGUCUGUGUUUUCCAUUGUGCUUGCGAAGGCGGGUGAUGAGUUGCUGUGUAGCUCUACCGAUAUUCCCUCAGACAAGAUGGAUAGGGCCAAACUGACUAUCAUAUCCAAGGUGCCAGAUAAUAUCAUCUUAUGGACCCAAACAACAGAAUGUCGUGGAUGUAAAUUGAAAGAAAACUGUUGAAUUCAAAGUGAUACCAACUGUACGGUGAGUCUGGAUACAAGAUGGAAGAUACAGUAUCAGAUUACUUUUGAUGUCAACAAAACUCAUCCCUCACAAAAAGGCAGCUGUCCAGAAGUAACAUUAAAACUGGAUGAGUAUGGUGUCUACUAUAUCUAUGUGCAGAAAAAUCCUCUUAACAAUUCCUUCAUCAAAUGUGACGCUGCCCUGCAGAUGAACAUGCCAGCAGAUAGCAACAUUCCUAUAUACGUGGCCAUAGGGAUCUUUGUCGGUUUGGCACUGAUCUGGGUUUUUGCUAUCAACUGUCACAGACGACACUGGUGGAACAGAGUGUUACUGAGUGCCGGAGCGGAGCGUCUGAUAGAUCCACCUCACAAUGAAUCUAAGGAACAGGGAGAACUUAUCAAGGAAAAGCAAUCAGGAGACACAGGGAGAAGUUUGAGGCGACGUGCGGGGCGCCCUAGGGAGCCCCAGACUAAGGGGAGGCACGCCUAUGCCUCCCAGGACCUCGGAAGCAUGCAAAAUAUGAAUACCAACAUCAACCCUGUGGACAAUGAGGAGAGCCGACCUAAGAAGGAACGUCUCAAAUCCUUAGAUACUUUCAGAGGAUUGAGUUUAGUGGUAAUGUGCUUUGUUAACUAUGGCGGAGGGGGAUAUUGGUUUUUUGCCCAUUCUGACUGGAAUGGAAUUACAGUAGCAGAUUUGGUUUUCCCCUGGUUCGUGUUCAUCAUGGGGACUUCCAUGGCCUUCUCCUACAGUUCCCUCCUACAGAAAUGUGUCCCAAAAUGGAAAAUAUUUUUAAAGAUUCUAAAGAGAUCUUGUAUUCUCUUUGUUCUUGGUUUGAUUGUCAACACAGCAGGAGGAAACUCACCUGUGUCCCUGCCACAUCUGAGAAUCCCUGGAGUACUACAGAGGUUUGCCCUCACCUAUCUCAUCACUGCCUCUGUACACCUAGUGUUUAUCCGUGAGGCCGAUAUCCACAUGCAUUCCUACUGGAGUCGGGCCAGGGACAUACUGUACUACUGGCCGGAGUGGAUUAUCAACUUCAUGUUAAUCUCUCUACACUGUGCUCUUACCUUUGGCUUGGAUGUCCCAAAAUGUCCUAAAGGGUACCUGGGGCCAGGUGGUGAGGCUGACAUGGGGAAGUAUAGUAACUGUACUGGAGGAGUAGCGGGCUACAUAGACCGACAGGUCCUGGGAGAUAAUCAUAUAUACAGUAAUCCUACCUGUAAGGAAAUUUACAACACCAAGGUACCGUAUGAUCCUGAAGGAAUUCUGGGAACUAUUACUUCCUGUUUUAUGUGUUUCCUGGGAUUACAGGCAGGGAAAAUCCUGAUGUAUUUCAAGGACGUUAGAGGUCGUGUGGUGCGUUUCCUAUCCUGGGGCUUUGUGCUGUCCCUGAUCGCCGCCAUAUUGUGUAAAUUUAGUAAAGAUGACGGAUGGAUUCCUAUCAAUAAAAACCUCUGGUCACUGUCCUUCGUGCUGUGUCUGGCUGGGAUGGCGUUCAUAGUCUUAACAGUGUGUUAUCUCAUGAUAGACGUGUGGAAAAUAUGGAACGGGGCUCCAUUCUAUUAUCCAGGAAUGAACUCAAUCGUUAUUUACCUGGGCCACGAAGUGUUUCACAACGCCUUCCCUGUCAAGUGGGCGGUGCCCCCCACACAUGCGUCACUCCUACCGCUGAACCUCUGGGGUACCUUCUUCUGGGUCAUUGUUGCCAUCUUCCUCUACUGUAAGAGAGUCUUCGUUGCUAUCUGAUCCCGCCCUGUAGGUGGCGCCAGCUCAGAUAGUCAGCCAAUCGAGUGUUGAUCUGGUGUAGGGUUUUUCUAUGGUGAAGCAGCUUUACUUGUUUCAGUAACUGAAAGUUAUUGUAUAUUUUUUUUUUGUGGACAGAACUAAUCAUGUACUAGAUAUUAUUUGUAUUUGGAGAUGGUUAAUCCUGGCAAAAUUAUUCCUAUGUAUAUUGAAUGUGUACGGGGGCGAGAUCCAUAUAACUGUUUUAAAACUAUAGAUAUGUAUCUCAAGGUUCAUAUACACACAAUUUAUAAUUUUAUACCUCCCAUAGUUGUUUAUGUCACUUACAUAACUAUCUCAUUCUGAGAGUAAACAUAGCUUACAAACAAGCAAACAACAAAAUGUAUAAGCAGGCUUUUCUUAUAAUUAUGGAAUUUAUUAACAAUUCUUGUCUUCCUUAUGCCUGUUGCAGUCGUCUUUGUAAAUUUUGUACAUUUAUUAGAGUUGUGCCCCCUUUCUGUUUUCUGAACAGAACCUUUAACCGUACACCUGAUUACUACCAUGAUAAUUUUACUGUUGUGCUUCUUUUAUUUACAAUAUCAUUUGAGAGUUAUGUGCCUAUUUUCUGAUUCUUUAUAUGGGGUUUAGAGAAUUCUAAGUUAAUUAUAUACGGCUGUGUUAUAUGACCCUUACCUCUAUUUACUGCUUGUUAUUGUAAUGGAUCCUCAUAAUUAUCAAUUAACAUUGAAGGGUUUGAGUUCUCUUGUUAAAGGAAAUGUUUUGGAGUGUUAUUUCAAACAUAGUUAAUACAUUACCAUAAAUUCUCAAAAUUUCAAGGGUUGCAAUUUGAAGGUGUUAAUAAUAUUGAUUAUUUGUGAAUGAAUUAUUUUGUAACAGGUUCAUAUUAUCAGUCAAAUAUUAAUGACCAUUCAACAACAUUCCAAAAUGUUUUGCUUAAUAACUGUAUACACUAAUACGUGUGGCAGGGGAGGUAACUCACUUACAUGUGACAGGGGAGGUAACUCACUAAUACAUGUGACAGGGGAGGUAACUCACUAAUACGUGUGACAGGGGAGGUAACUCACUAAUACGUGUGACAGGGGAGGUAACUCACUAAUAACUGUGUCAGGGGAGUUAACUCACACAGAACCUUAUUUGUAGCUAAUAAAUGACCAAGUAGUUGUUGUGUGACUGAUGUAUAUCCCUGGUGCCUAUGACUUAAUACAUUAUCAAGAGGAUUGACAUACAACAUGUAAUAUAUAUAUGUAUUAUUGCUUAUGUUGAUUACUAUAGAAACAUUGCAAUGAUGACAAAGCGAGAUUUGAGAUUGAGCAAGUGCAUGAUGGUAUAUGUUAGAACAGACAAGAUUUAGCUAACAAUAUGUUGUGCCAAUCUGAUAGGGUUUUAUAUAAACUUGUUUUAAACCGACCGAAAUAUAAACUGAUUGUGUUGUAUACCAGCUUUUACCAGAUACAAAUUUAUUGAUGGUGUGAUUGAAUUGAAGAUGCGAGAAUGUGGUAAAUAUUGAUGGCGUUUAAAGUAUAUAUGAGAGUCAGCUGCACUACUGUAUAGGCAUUAUGGAUCUGAGGCCGAUGUCAUUCACUAUGAGCUCAAAUUUAUGACAUACCAUAGCAAGGUUAUGUUGUGGUGUUUAUCUGUCGUCUUUGUGAAGAGCCUAAACCUGUUAGAGGCAUUAUGAUCUAUCAGAGUUACUUCAUUUCACUCUGUCAGAUGGUAUAGCGAUAAGUUUGACUGCCAACGACAGUCAAGAAGUGCUAGAGGUUGUGAAGGAGUAAAAAUAAAAAUGAAUAAUUUGCUGUAGAUGGCAUCAUCUUCCAGGAUACUUUUCAUAUACCAUGUUUACCAAACAUUUUUAAUGGGCUGGCUUUCCUAACAGAUGAGGGUCAGGAUAAAUGGGUUUUAUUAUUGGCAUAACAUGACAGAAAUGUCCAGAUCAUGGUGUAUAAAAUCAAACAUAGACACUUACAACCAAAUUGUAGUUGUACAGUAUCAUGUUUAGCCUUCAUGUAGAUUAUCAUAACUGUACAAAUACAAAUGUUGGUGGAUAAAUCCCUGUCCUCUGAAACUGCUAGACAGAUUUAUUUCAGUAACACUUGUAAAAUAACCAGGUGAGCGAUACAGGCCUUUGGACCUGUUGUAUGUUGUAUGUGUAAGUGUGUAUGUAGUUGAUUCAGUAAAGAGAGAUGAUAUAUAAUUAUUAUGUAAUUUUAAUGUGUGUUUUAUACUAGUCAUUACUGCUUCAUUUAUAAUGUCCUAUGUCCCAUUGUUACAAUGAUUUCCCUGUCACCUAACACUAACUUAGCUUGCUGUCCAGUAAAACAUGUGCAUCGCAUGCAUUUCUGGUUUGUAUCACCGAUCGUGACCGGUGUCAUCACACAUACUUUGUAAAUGUAAAUUAAAGGAAUUUUCCUUUAUUUUAAGGUAUGUACUUUUGCAAUUUUUUUUUUUUUUUUUUUUUGAUAAUGUACAUGUGUAUUUUUCACCUGUCAAUGACAGAAUCUAUUUACGGUAUUAUAUUUUCUGGACAGCUUGGCAUACAAUAUAAUGUCUGUAGCCUUAACUCAUUAAUCUACAUUGUAUGUUUAUGUUAACAGAACAUGCUAUACUUAAACUUAUAUACCUAUCCUUGGUAAGCCUCGAGAAUCACAGAAGUCCAGUCUCUUACCUUAUGCAGAGUUACGGCCCUUUGUUUAGUUAGUCUAAACAUAACUCUGUUGUCUUUUUACUUCAUGAUGGAACAUGUCAUAGAAAAUGUAUGGUUACACAAUACAUUUGUCCCUUGGAAAUAUCUUGAGAACCUGAGUAAAACCUUAGGUCUGUGUUUUUCUGAUUCAAAAUUGUCAUUAAUUUAGAUGUUAAAGUUGCUUGAGGUUACAUCUUUUUAGCCAGGAAGGUACGACACAAGAGUUGUAUGUCAGACCUCAAAGCCCUGUACACAUCAAACAAUGAAACCUUUAAGACAAUGAAAGUAUAUGUCCAAAGUUUUAUGUAAUUAAUCGUAAUCAUUAAUGAAUGAUGUUAUGUUCAUGUGCGAGACACCAAGUACCUGCUCAACCGAACGCUAACUGCAUUUUGUGACAUGUAGAUAUAUAUGUAUGUGAUGUUUAGUGAUAUAUUAAUUUAUUAUUUUACCACUUAAAGCUUGUCCAUGUAUCUUGAAUAUUGAAUUACGGUGCUAUAUAUUGAUAUGUUAUCUUAGUACCUAACCUUGUAUACAACACAAUAAAUAUUUGUUAUAGAUAACACA